AUGGAUUUGCAAGAUCAAUGCAAUCACAUCUGCUACACAUCAGAAGGUAUGCUACCCAAUUUCAGGAGGUGGAGUCGGGCAGAUGAACAUCGAUCAGGCAAUGGUAAGAAGAUGUUCAGCCCAAGAGCUAAAAGAAAGCAAACAAGCCCAGUUCAUUCCUUAAGUCGAGCAGACCAGGAGGGGAAAAAACUGAUAGAGGAGAUUGUGGAGUUCAUUCCUGUGAGUCUAGCAGACUAG
Prunus armeniaca (apricot) is the source of this 237-nucleotide messenger RNA. Lineage: Eukaryota; Viridiplantae; Streptophyta; Magnoliopsida; Rosales; Rosaceae. The record is from the annotation of a GenBank genome assembly.